AUGUCUGAAUUGUUUCGAAAAUACAUAAAGAAAGAAAAUUACCCAGUCCAUCCUUCGAAUAUCGCUUUCAAGACGAACUUCAAGAAUUGUAUAUAUGAAGCUCUAAAAAGAAGAGGCUGGAGAGAAACUGACUCAGAAAUGGAGUGGGACAUCAUGUGGUCAGAAAAAGAAUGGAUUCAUGAAGUAUUCGACCACGUUCACCUUCAGCCACACCAGAGAGUCAACCAUUUCAGAAAUUAUGCAGAGCUUUGCAGAAAAGAUUUGAUGAUAAAGAACAUGAAAAGAUAUAAGAAAAAUCUUGAAAAAGAAGGAAAGCUGGAGGAAGCGGCUGAGGUCGAUUUCUUUCCAUUGACUUAUAACAUGCCUGGGGAAUACUCACUAUUUGUAGAAGAAUUCAAGAGAAAUCCGAAUACAGUGUGGAUUAUGAAGCCAAUUGGGAAAUCUCAAGGCAAAGGAAUUUUUCUUUUUCAGAAACUUCAGCAGGUUUCGCAGUGAAAAAGCGAUUUUAGAUGGAAACCUGACAAUCCACAGGCUGAGCCUUAUAUUGUGCAGAGAUAUAUUAAUAACCCGCUGCUUGUUGGUGGGAAAAAAUUUGAUAUGAGAAUUUAUGUGCUGGUCACUUGCUAUUCACCACUGACAGCUUAUCUGUAUAGAACAGGAUUUGCGCGUUUUACCCACCAUCGAUAUUCAAGCAACCCAGAAGAUAUUUGCAAUAGCUAUAUCCAUUUAACAAAUGUCGCAGUUCAAAAAACAAGUGAAAAUUACGAUGCUCAAACAGGUGGAAAAUGGGAUUUAAGACUUUUGAAGCUUUAUCUCAUGUCAAAAUAUGGUCAAGACCGAGUGUCUGAAUGCUUUUAUAAGAUCCACCAAAUUUUCAUUAAGAGCUUAUUAGCUGUUCAGAAAUCAAUGAUAAAUGAUAAGCAUUGUUUUGAGCUGUAUGGAUAUGAUAUCCUCAUAGAUUCAAACUUGAAGCCUUGACUAUUGGAAGUCAAUGCAGCACCAAGUAUGACAUCGAAUACCCCUCAUGAUUUUGAGCUAAAAGUUGGGCUACUGGAUGAUGUAUUCACAAUAGUAGACAUGGAAAGAGUGAUGCAAGGAAAUGAAGAGCAAGUAGGAGGAUUUGAUCUUAUUUAUAGACAAACUCCAUUCCCAAUGCCAGCUAAUUCAACUUACCAAACUUAUUUGGGCACUUAUAACCAGAGAGCAACAACUUUGAAGAAGCUAGCCAAACAAGCAGCUCAGAGAAUGGCUGCAAAUGAAGCUACUAAAGUUGCUGCUAAAUAA
Blepharisma stoltei is the source of this 1284-nucleotide messenger RNA. Lineage: Eukaryota; Ciliophora; Heterotrichea; Heterotrichida; Blepharismidae. The record is from the annotation of a GenBank genome assembly.